Molecule: messenger RNA, 310 nt
Organism: Plectropomus leopardus (leopard coralgrouper)
Lineage: Eukaryota; Metazoa; Chordata; Actinopteri; Perciformes; Serranidae
Source: RefSeq, a predicted model, not a curated record
CUCAGCCUUUCUUUGAAGCAGAGCCAGCAGACCUGGUGAAGGGUGUUUGUAUCCAGAACCUGGUCAAGGUGUUUGGCAGCAGCUCCACACCAGCAGUGGAUGGCCUAAGCAUCAGCUUUUAUGAGAGCCAGAUUACUGCCUUUCUGGGCCACAAUGGGGCUGGCAAGACCACCACCAUGUCCAUCUUAACUGGUAUGUUCCCGCCCACCUCUGGGACCGCCACAAUCUACGGCAAGGACAUCCGCACAGACAUGGACGCCAUCCGUGUGUCUCUGGGAAUGUGCCCUCAACACAACAUCCUAUUUCAGCA